AUGCGCCCCGCGGUCCGCACUUUGUAUACCACGACACACGACUCCCUUCGGAAACAGAGGGAAAAGCCAUCCGGCCAUCCGGCCCCUGGCUCCGAGAAGCGACCCGAGCGCCCUCUGUCGCAAAUGGAGCGGGUUCGGCUCGAAGGGGAGGAUCGGGCGUGGGUGGGAUUUCCGGCCGUCUUGGCGUCCCCCCUCCUGGCUUAUCUCUUACGCGAAAAUCUCGUGACAGAAAGUCGGGUGCAUGCAAUACUUGUUCACCGUGGUGCAAUACGGAAGCCAGGGAAUGGCACGGUCCCACGCUCGGCCUUCCGGGAUCGCAACCCCGCUCGAGACGAGAGAGGCGGGAAGGCACUCGCGAAGCGGGCGAGCAUCCACCCGACGGCCGAUCCAUUCGCCGUGCGAUCCUCGGCGAUCUCCGAGAAUCGUCGGGACGGACUCGGACCGGAACCCGGCCGACUUCGCCGACGAUUUCGGUCGAGCCGACGAGCGCCACGGACCCAAGCCCGCCCUCGGUCGACCGCAGUGACCGCCCUCCUGACCUCCCUCCUGCCGCGCCGAACCCGAUUUAACCCUGAGAUUUCGUUCGAUCUGCAGCUGCGGCUGUCGGAAGGAACGGGCGAGACGCGGCUCCCCGCCGCGGAAUUCUGCGGGCGCCUCUUCAACCGGAUGCCCGGAAAGGACGAGGAGCCCGGCUCUCAUCUCGACUGCGGAGGGUGCUCGCCGGGGUACGUCGCAGAACCUUGGAGCGGUGGACGAGUCUCGGAGACGUGCGAAAGAGAAGCGGAUCGCCGCGGGACGGAGAGCACCGGCGCGCGGAUCGACACCUGCACGUGGAAAGACGCCGGCACGUGGAUCGGCAUCGGCGCGAACGCGGUCCUUCUCGUCCUGACCGCCUGGUUCGUCUGUGAGAGCGAGCGCGAACGCUGGAGAUGCAUCCGCGCGACGCCGCCGCCGCACGGGGAGACGGAGGAGCGGGAGGAUCCAGCGAUCCCCCGGAGAGAGGAGCCAGCGAUCCCCCGUCGCGAGGAGCCGGCGACCGCCCCGUGGCAGGACCCGCCCCCCCUCGCCCCCCGCCGCGCCGCUCCUCGCGGUCCCGCCGCCGCCCGUCGCGGCGACCCGGCGAAUGACCGACCGGAGGAGACGCCUCUCGGGUGA
Molecule: messenger RNA, 1155 nt
Organism: Darwinula stevensoni
Lineage: Eukaryota; Metazoa; Arthropoda; Ostracoda; Podocopida; Darwinulidae
Source: the annotation of a GenBank genome assembly